AUGACGUUCCUGCAGUACGAAUGCUUUGAAUGUCAGCCCAGGCUGGAGGCGUGCCUGGGCCAGGUAGAGCCAGGCAAAGAUGGAAUGAGGGACCAAGAUGACCUUGUGGUGGAACACUGGAAAUAUGGCCAGGCAGGGCAAACAUCCCCUAUUCCAGAAAACAAAUGCUAUGGCUUUAUCAACACCUGUCUGCAAUCCCUUGUGACAGAGAAAUUUGGUGAAGAGACUUGGGAAAAACUAAAAGCUUCUGCAGAAGUACAAGAUGCCUUUCUGACGUACACAGUAUAUGAUGAUGUCAUCACUAUUAAGCUUAUCCAAGAGGCCUGCAAGAUUCUAGGUGUCUCCAUGGAAGCCAUUCAGAAACUCUUCGGAGAAUAUUUCUUUAAAUUCUGUAAGAUGUCUGGCUAUGACAGGAUGCUACGGACACUGGGAGGGAAUCUCACAGAGUUCAUUGAAAACCUAGACGCUCUCCACAGUUACCUGGCUCUCUCUUAUCAGGAGAUGAAUGCACCAUCAUUUCGUGUGGAGUGGGGAGCAGAUGGGAAAAUGCUUCUCCAUUACUACUCGGAUAGAAGUGGUCUGUGCCAUAUCGUGCCAGGUAUCAUUGAGGCUGUGGCCAAGGACUUCUUUGACAUUGAAGUGACCAUGGAUAUUCUUGACAUGAAUGAAGAAGUGGAGAGGACAGGGAAAAAGGAGCACGUUGUGUUUCUGGUUGUGCAAAAGGAUCGCAGGCAAAUGAGAAGGGCAAAGCCAAACAGGUUGCAAGACAGCCUGGACACCCAGAGAGACAAAAAGGACCUCCAAGCAGCUUUCCUUAGGAUGAAGGAGAAAUAUAUGCAUGUCUCGGCUUGUCUUAUGAAGAAAUCCCACUGGGACGUUGUGAGAAGUGUAGUCUUGUUUGGAAAAGGGCAUCUCACAAACACCUUCAAGCCAAUUUAUCCUGAGAGACUCUGGAUUGAAGAGAAGACAUUCUGCAAUGUGUUUCCUUUCCAUAUUGUAUUUGAUGAAUCACUGAAGAUCAAGCAAGCUGGAGUAAAUAUUCAGAAAUAUGUACCAGGUCUCCAAACCCAAAAGAUUCGAUUAGAUGACUAUUUCUCCAUCAUUCAUCCUCAAGUUACCUUCAACAUUUUCAGCAUUUGCAAAUUUAUCAACAGUCAAUUUGUCCUGAAGACACGAAGAGAAAUGAUGCCUGAAGCAUGGAAAAAUCAGCCCACACUCAAACUUCGAGGCCAGAUGAUCUGGAUGGAGUCCAUGCAGUGCAUGAUGUAUAUGUGCUCUCCAAAGCUGCGCAGCCUGCAAGAGCUGGAGGAACGCAAGAUGCAUCUUUCUGACAUCGCUCCCCACGACACCACCAGGGAUCUCAUCCUCCUGAACCAGCAGCGACUGGCUGAGAUUGAACUGUCUAACCAGCUGGAGAGGAAGAAGGAGGAGUUGCGCAUUCUCUCCAAGCACUUGGCCAUCGAGAAGAAGAAAACCGAGACCUUGCUUUAUGCCAUGCUGCCUAAACAUGUAGCCAACCAGCUGAAGGAGGGCAAAAAGGUUGCUGCAGGAGAAUUUAAAACCUGCACCAUCCUUUUCAGUGACGUGGUGACAUUCACCAACAUCUGUGCUGCCUGUGAACCUAUCCAAAUAGUGAAUAUGCUGAAUUCCAUGUACUCCAAGUUUGACAGAUUAACCAGCGUCCACGAGGUCUACAAAGUAGAGACAAUAGGAGAUGCGUAUAUGGUGGUAGGAGGUGUGCCAGUGCCUGUUGGAAGCCAUGCUCAGAGAGUGGCUAAUUUUGCCUUGGGGAUGAGAAUUUCAGCAAAGGAAGUGAUGAAUCCUGUGACCGGAGACCCCAUCCAGAUCAGAGUGGGAAUCCAUACUGGACCAGUCUUAGCAGGUGUCGUGGGAGACAAGAUGCCCCGGUACUGCUUGUUUGGGGACACUGUGAACACGGCCUCUAGGAUGGAAAGUCAUGGGCUUCCCAACAAAGUGCACCUCAGCCCCACAGCCUACAGAGCCUUGGAAAAUCAAGGGUUUGAAAUCAUUGAGAGGGGUGAAAUUGAAGUGAAAGGUAAAGGAAAAAUGACCACAUACUUUCUGAUCCAGAAUCUGAAUGUGACAGAGGAUGAGAUCAUGGGAAGAACUAAAAUUCCACUUGACCACGAAGAAGCAGGUACUCAAGGCAACCAAGACAGGAGAACCGUUGCCGUCAUGAGGUACCCGGACAGUUGGCAGCUGCUCCCCAGUAGUGACGCAGUGGAUAGUGACUCCCAGGUAUGGGAAGCAGAUGUUCUUUUACCUCCCUCCCUGUCCUCUGCUCCUGACAGAGAACAUCUCAGAGCCUUGGCAGCCCAGGAUUUCGACUUGUCUCCUGAUUCUCGCUACGAUUAUAGUAAUGGUUUCCAGACUGACUCACAAACAGCGCUUAGGGAAUUUUUCUUCAAGAAGAGAAAAGAGAAAGAAGGAAUUGAGUUUAAAGGAAAUGAGAGUAGAAGUGGAGCAGAUGAAAUAUCACAGUUAAGACACAAACAAGAAAAUGAAGAAUGGACAGAAGAGAGAAAAGUGGAUGGUGGAGCCACUCCAACUGUUUAUAGCUCCAUGUCUGUUCUUAUUAAGGUAACUUCCGCUUUGGUACAAGAUUUUGGGGAGAAUUCAGUGAACUAUAAGGGCACAAAAAUGACAGCAAUAGUCAUAAGAGUAGUAACUACUAACACGGAGCAUCACCUGGAUGCCAUGCGCGGGCCCCACAUACACUACCGACUUGCCGGACAAGGAAAGGGAACUCAGGGAGAUCAGCAGCCCGAGACCACACUGCGGGUGUACAGUCACAGCAGGACGCCUGACACCGCUGAAGCAGGAUAG
Tupaia belangeri chinensis (Chinese tree shrew) is the source of this 2847-nucleotide messenger RNA. RefSeq names its product guanylate cyclase soluble subunit beta-2. The transcript has 22 exons. The record is from RefSeq and is a predicted model, not a curated record. Lineage: Eukaryota; Metazoa; Chordata; Mammalia; Scandentia; Tupaiidae. Gene Ontology annotation, cellular component: guanylate cyclase complex, soluble. The coding region runs from base 1 to 2847 and encodes 948 amino acids. Gene Ontology annotation, biological process: cGMP biosynthetic process; response to oxygen levels. Gene Ontology annotation, molecular function: heme binding; guanylate cyclase activity.